AUGAAGCCUGCUAUCCUCCUGGUCUUCAUUCUCUGCCAAGUUCUACCAGUCAGAGGCAAGUUCAAGGAAAUCUGUGAGCGACCCAAUGGCUCCUGCCAAAGAUACUGCAUUGAAACGGAGGUGUAUGUUGGACAGUGUUUAGACAACAGAUUCUGCUGCCUGCCACUUGGCAAGCAUCCCAGGAUCGAGAACACCACCCCCAGGAAUGCUCUGCAGGUUGAUGCAGUCAGGACCAGAAAACAACAGCAGGGGAAACUGGGUGGCGUAGAUGGGGAGAGCCAGACGGUGAGAGCUGGGACCACCACCACCAAAUGA
Perognathus longimembris pacificus (Pacific pocket mouse) is the source of this 315-nucleotide messenger RNA. RefSeq names its product beta-defensin 108B-like. NCBI's taxonomy places the organism in Eukaryota, Metazoa, Chordata, Mammalia, Rodentia, Heteromyidae. The transcript is spliced from 3 exons. Bases 1 to 315 code for a protein of 104 amino acids. The record is from RefSeq and is a predicted model, not a curated record.